Polypterus senegalus (gray bichir) is the source of this 1533-nucleotide messenger RNA. RefSeq names its product gap junction protein alpha 10 b (gene gja10b). The transcript has a single exon. Lineage: Eukaryota; Metazoa; Chordata; Cladistia; Polypteriformes; Polypteridae. The record is from RefSeq and is a predicted model, not a curated record. Gene Ontology annotation, cellular component: connexin complex. Gene Ontology annotation, biological process: cell communication. Bases 1 to 1533 code for a protein of 510 amino acids.
AUGGGGGACUGGAACUUGCUUGGCAGUAUCUUGGAGGAAGUUCACAUUCACUCCACCAUCGUAGGGAAGAUCUGGCUAACAAUCCUCUUUGUUUUCCGUAUGUUGGUCUUGGGGGUGGCAGCAGAGGAUGUCUGGGAUGAUGAGCAGUCUAAGUUCAUCUGUAACACAGAGCAGCCAGGUUGCAGGAAUGUCUGUUAUGAUAAAGCUUUCCCCAUCUCCCUCAUCCGAUAUUGGGUUUUGCAGAUCAUCUUUGUGUCAUCGCCUUCCUUGGUGUACAUGGGACAUGCACUUUACAGAUUAAGAGCUUUGGAAAAAGAGCGACAGAAGAAGAAAGCACAACUGCGAGCAGAACUGGAAGAACUUGAACCUCUACUGGAUGAAUACAGGAAGCUUGAACGGGAGCUCAGAAAGCUCGAAGAACAGAAGAAGGUUAAUAAAGCACCUCUGAGGGGAUCGCUGCUGCGUACCUAUAUCUUUCAUAUCCUAACUAGAUCUGUUCUUGAAGUUGGUUUUAUGGUGGGCCAGUACAUUUUAUACGGAUUUCAGCUGGAUUCUGUCUAUAAAUGCACCAAUAUGCCAUGUCCAAAUACUGUGGAUUGUUUUGUGUCAAGACCUACAGAAAAAACCAUAUUCAUGGUGUUUAUGCAUAGCAUUGCUGCUGUUUCACUAUUUUUAAACCUCUUGGAAAUAUCUCACCUGGGUGUUCGGAAAAUUAAACAGAGUCUAUAUGGGACCUCCCGAUGCCAGGGUGCAGAGGAUGACCUAAUCAUCAGUAAGUCAAAGAAAAAUUCCAUGGUCCAGCAGGUCUGUAUCCUGAGCAACUCUUCGCCUCAUAAAAUUAUCCCCUUAACUCAGACCAGCUACAAAAUAUUGCCUGAGGGGCAGGCUGAUGCCCUUCCAAUUUAUCUGCCUCCAGCAGGCUUUCAAACAAUUCAUGAGCAAACUGAUGAAAAGGAUGAGGUGCCUAGACAAACCCCACCUGAGCGCAUUCAUUGUCAAGGUGAUGAACACCCAAGGAAACUGGCAGAAUGUAGCCAGAGUCAGCAUCACAUCUUGCACCUUGAGAAGGGAUCUGACAGGCGCAAUACCCUAGAGAAUCGUGAUCAUUCCUGCAGCAGUGAGGACUCCAACAAUAACAGAACACAUGUCAAUGGCAUUGGCUCCAAGAAUAUACCUCACCCAGCCAAGGCAGCCAUCCAUUCCAGCCACAUGGAAAUCCCAGCGGCAGUGCGCAAUGCAUUACGCAAGCACAGUCGUGUCAGUGUUUGCAAGGAUUAUGGGGAAGACCGCAGUGACUCCCCAGACAGUGGCCACUACCCUUCCACAAGGAAGGCAAGCUUCAUGUCAAGAGUAGUUUCUGAGAGCAAGUUGCCCAGUCGAUCAGGAAGCCCUGAGUCAAGGAGUGGUUCCAGCUCAGAAUCCAAGCGCCUUGGGAAAGGAGAAAGUCCUCCAAUCACACCCCCUCCAGCAGGCCGGAGGAUGUCAAUGGCAAGUAGAGCCAAAAGACGAGCCCCUUCAGAUCUCACUAUAUAG